AUAUAGGUUAUUGUACGCGAUAACAGCUCCCUUGUCGGUCUGUCUGUCGCUUGUUUUCGAGAGAACAUCGCUCAAGAAUGUUUUCUGCCUGUGUCGCGCGCGCACGCACACGCGCGCACGCAUACAUGCACAGCGCGGCCAGCGCGCGAAAGAAGUGAAGCGCAUCCGCCGAGGCAGCAGCAUCGGAGUCGCACGGAUAUCCUCACUCGGAUCGCUUUUACAUACCAGGGCUAGCCCUAACCUAGGUGCUUUUCACAUGGGGACGCAACUCCUCAGCUGCCUGGAAUGUAUUCGGCUCUUACAUUUACAUUCGCAAUAACGGUCGACUCAAAUCAGAGAGCGCGCACCUCUGCGGAACGCACAGGCGGCGGAUUGUGAUGUGCGCAUUCGGUGGUAUAUUGGAAAUGAAAGGAAGAAUUGGAUCGGACAGAAUUUGAUAAGGACCCGUAAAAGGGGAAGCAGUUUAGUUUAUGACCCCUGCGAGUGGACACCUUUUGGUUUUACGCAUCAUUUCUGCUCAAGAGAUCGAGUGCGCGAGAGCCUGUACUAUUGUAUAUCAUGUCAUUUCUCUUUGACUGAUCGCAGCAUCCAAGAGGAACCUAGAGAUUGCGAUGCCAGGACAGUGAGAAGGUGGGUCUCAGUUGUUCGGUAGCAUGGCUCCGUCCCGAAGGGGCUGCAGAUGUGACAUGAUCUUUCUGUCGGGAUGCCUACUCCUGUCCGUCUUGGGAUUUCAUCCUACAUUGGCGAAGGUCUGCAACGAUUACACAAGGCACGGCCUGGACAACAACUGGUACACGAGAGAUGGUGAGAAGUUGCCCAUCAUGGUCCUGAUGCCGAUGAAUGAAUCAGCGCUGAUGAGCAGCAUCAGUCAAGGCAUCGAGCCGGCCGUUCAGCUGGCCAUCCAGCACAUCCGCGAGUCCAGGCAGUACUCCUUCUCGCUCAUCACCAAAAUCUACGACACGGAGUGUGACAACGCAAAGGGAUUGCGGGCCUUUUUUGAUGCAAUCUGCUACGGUCCGAAACAUUUGAUGAUCUUUGGAGGAGUGUGUCCGUCAGUGACUUCGAUCAUUGCCGAAUCGUUGGAGGGGUGGAACCUUGUGCAGCUUUCUUUUGCGGCCACAACUCCUGUCCUGGCUGACAGGAAAAAGUAUCCAAAUUUCUUCAGGACUGUCCCAUCAGACAAUGCUGUGAACCCUGCUGUGGUAAAGUUUCUCAACUAUUACAACUGGAGCAGAGUGGGAACUCUGACCCAGGAUGUCCAGCGCUUUUCGGAGGUGCGGAAUGAUUUGACCAAUGAGCUGGAGAAGGCAGACAUCCAGAUUGCAGACACUGAGAGUUUCUCUAAUGAUCCCUGUGUGAAUGUGAAGAAACUAAAGGAUAAUGAUGUUCGAAUCAUCAUCGGUCAGUUUGAUGAGAAUCUGGCCGCUAAAGUCUUCUGCUGUGCUUACAACCUGAACAUGUAUGGCAGUAAAUACCAGUGGAUAAUCCCAGGAUGGUACCAGGGUAACUGGUGGGAACAGGCGAACUCCACAAACUGUACCACUAAGAAGCUGCUGACAGCCAUGGAGGGCUACAUCAGCGUGGAUUUUGAACCUCUCAGUGCCAAACAGAUUAAAGGAAUAUCAGGAAGAACGCCACAGGAGUACGAGAGGGAGUACAAACGUGAGCGAGAGCAGAAAGGAGUGGAGGCCAGCAAGUUCCACGGCUUUGCCUACGAUGGCAUCUGGGUGAUUGCGAAGACCCUCACACGUGUCAUGGAGCUCCUCAGACACAAGGAGAGGCACGACAUGUACCACAACUUCACGGUGGAUGACCGUGAGGUGGGCAGAAUGGUUCUGGACGUGAUGAACGAAACCAAUUUCUUUGGAGUGACGGGUCAGGUGAUGUUCAGGAACGGGGAACGUAUGGGAACCAUAAAAUUCACCCAGUUUCAAGAGGGUCAAGAGGUGAAGGUGGGCGAGUACAAUGCCAUUGCAGAUGUACUGGACCUAAUCAAUAACACCAUCAGGUUCCAAGGUGUUGAGCCACCGAAGGAUCGGACGUUUGUGCGUCUGCAGCGCCGGCAAAUAAAUGUCCCCCUCUACAGCAUCCUGUCUACCAUCACUAUCCUGGGCAUGCUCAUGGGAGGAGCCUUCCUCUUCUUUAACAUCAAAAACCGCAACCACAGGCUGAUCAAAAUGUCGAGUCCAUAUAUGAACAACCUGAUCAUUCUAGGGGGCAUGCUGUCAUACGCCUCCAUUUUCCUCUUUGGUCUGGAUGGAUCCUUUGUGUCAGACAAGGAAUUUGAGACCCUCUGUACUGUUCGUACAUGGAUCCUUAUUGUGGGUUACACAACAGCGUUUGGUGCAAUGUUUGCAAAGACCUGGAGAGUGCAUGCCAUCUUCAAGAAUGUAAAGAUGAAGAAGAAGAUUAUCAAGGACCAGAAACUUUUUAUCAUCGUGGGUGGGAUGUUGCUGAUUGAUUUGUGCAUCCUCAUAUGCUGGCAGAUCGUGGAUCCCCUGAAGAGAACUGUGGAAGAGUACAGCCUGGAGGCGGAUCCUCAGGGACGAGACAUCGCAAUCCGGCCCUUCCUAGAGCACUGCGAGAACACGCACAUGACCAUUUGGCUGGGGAUUGUCUAUGCCUACAAAGGCCUCCUUAUGCUGUUUGGAUGUUUCUUGGCCUGGGAGACCAGAAACGUGAGCAUUCCAGCCCUGAACGACAGCAAGUACAUCGGCAUGAGUGUGUAUAAUGUGGGCAUCAUGUGUAUCAUCGGGGCAGCGGUGUCCUUCCUGACCCGGGAUCAGCCUAAUGUGCAGUUCUGCAUCGUGGCACUGGUCAUCAUCUUCUGCAGCACCAUCACGCUGUGUCUGGUUUUUGUGCCAAAAUUUAUCACAAUGCGUACAAACCCGGAUGCUGCCACACAGAAUCGGAGGUUAAAGUUCACCCAGAACCAGAAGAAGGAAGAUUCCAAGACGUCCACCUCAGUAACCAGUGUAAACCAGGCCAACACUUCCCGUCUGGACGGAUUACAGUCAGACAACCAGCGCCUCCGAAUGAGAAUUACAGAGCUGGAUAAGGAACUGGAAGAGGUGACCAUGCAACUCCAGGAUACUCCAGAAAAGACUCCAUACAUUAAACAAAACCACUACCAAGAUGUCAACAAUAUUCUGAGCAUACGCAACUUCACUGACGGCAAAGAUGGAGAUAAAUCUCUGAAGAACCACUUGGAGCAGAAACCCCAGGCUCAGUGGGGAUCCAUGGAUCCUUCUAGGAUAAGCAGAGGUCCACUAGAAGACAUCAACUCACCAGAACACAUACAGCGCAGGCUGUCCCUGCAGCUGCCGAUCCUACAUCACGCCUAUCUGCCCUCCAUAGGAGGGGUGGACGCGAGCUGCAGCAGUCCCACGAGCAGCCCGGCCUCCAGCCCACGUCACAGACACAUGCCCCCCUCCUACAGGGUGAUGGUGUCCGGCCUGUGAGGCCUGGAGCCUACCCUGCACUUCGAAGAAGCGAUCAGCUUUUUUAUUUUAAGACAGACUGAGCAAUAUCAGCAGUUAAACAGAAGCGUGUGAGCAAGCCGGGGGGUCCAACUCUUCAUGCAUUCGUGACCCCCCUCCCACCAUUCAUGGCCACAUCAGACCAGAACUUUUCAGGCUAGGAGGGAGGUGACCGGAUGUCCUCACAUGGCAACCCAACCCAGACUCCCAUCCUCUCGGUCCCGUCACCUCCCGUUCCUAACUCGAUGGACUCAACGCCCCCCGCCCCCCUAAACAGCAGCACGGAUUGAUGGAGGACAGGAGCUGUAGCCUUAUCUGGUAAAAAAAGACGCUUCCGCCAGCAGCCUUUCCACGUUAUCCGUGCACAUCGGUUCUGCUGGAGCUUGUGGGAAAUGGGCAACGUAUGUGACCGAGGACUCCACCUCUUUAUUCACCACGUCAACAGCCAUGUAAAUAUCACAUUCGAACAUCAAAGUGAGCUUUGAAUAUGCUGUGAAAUGAAUUAUUCUGAUGAGGCCUGGUGCUCGGAGAACUUUACAAAAAGCCGACGAACCAGGAAGAGACACGUACACCAUUGCAACCGGUAUGAAUUUGUUGUAUUGCUUCAGUGUCCCAAUGGUGUGGUAAAUGGUAGAUAAGACUAUUGGUAUCUUUUGCUAAAGACAACUAGGAAGUGUUUCAGGGUAAUGCGGGCCAACUUUUCCAACCUGGAUAGACGUGUACCGCACAUUGUUUAUCUUCAAAAACAGUUAGCAUCAUGUAGGCCUAUGCUGGUAUCAGAGUAUCAAAAAUACUGCUUUGAUUUAUCGCAAGGAAUGUCAUGUUAGAGGUUGCGCAUUUGUGACCUCAAAGAGCCACAGGUCCAGCCGAGAGGGGCGUAAGAGACAAAACCAGAGAUUUUAGAGGGUCAGUCUUCCAUUACAGCUGAGCGAGUUGAUUCUGCAUAUCGGGACUGAAACACGCAGAUGCAGCCCUAUGCUUGGGAUGUACGAUAGCCGUCACGUGACCAGCUGUUACAGAACAAGAAGGCUCACAAAUUGUGAUAAUAACAGGGAAGUGGUACACCAUGCAGAGCAAAACCAAAAUAUCCUCACAGAAAGCUGCGAGGUUACACAAAAGAAGCAGUCCACACACAGCAAGACAGAAGAACAAUAUUGUAUUAAACAACGGGACUGAAAAAUUAGCACAAAUGUAAUUAACUUAAUAAGAGCAAGUCAUGUAUGAACAAAGCCUCGUUUUGACUUUCCGGUGCAGUCUCUCAAUUUACCCGCCCUCUGAUUAUUUCUUUUUUUUCUUUCUUUUUUUUUACUUUUGGUUGAUUAAAAACCCAACAUGUGUGAAUCCUCUACGGUUGUCGCUUGGGCUAAAAGGGCUCGGGUACCAGGGGAGAAAUGGCAGAAAGGUCCGCCCCAGUAUCAGAGUGAUAUUGUGAAAUACAUCACCUAGCUCUUAGCAACAGUGAAAUUACCUCAUAGUUGCUAUAGAAAUGUUACUUUGUGCAGUGAACUUUGCACAAUGUCUUGCAGAGAUAGGAAGCGUCAGCGAGAGCUGGUGUCAUGCUACUGUAAACCUGGAAAUGUACUGAAAAAACUAAUUAUCGGAAAUAAGCUAUGUAUCAUCCAUAUCAAAGGCAAGCGUUCGUUUCAGCUGAUAUCUCACCGUCGGAUGUCUUGGUUUUAGUUUCUGUUAUAUUUGUUUCUGUAAUGUGCGUCUUACUGGAGCCUGAUGGACCAUAUUGUGUCAACCAGGUGACAAAAACAGUGACAGCACAUAUGAUCCAUAUGAAGCCGCUGCAUUGAGGAUUUAUUUAACUUGUGACUUCCUUCUGUAUGGCUGUUAUCUAGUGAUAACGUGACAUUCAUGGGUAUGUAUGUCUCAGCUAUUUGGGAAAGCAGGAGAUUGAAACUCAACAGAAGUGCGUUUGCUUACAGCAGUUGUCAUAGUACCACACGCUCACUGAGUCAAGAUGACAAAGACCUUUAAAUACAACACCACAAACAGAUACGCAAAAAUACCACAACGCCACGGGAGCUUGUCUUAGUAUGACGGCCACGACCCUAGACUGACGUUUCUAAUGCACGAUGAGUUUUUAAGUACACGGAGGCGAUUGUCUACAUUUUGACUUGACUUUUGCAGCUUAUGACUAUGACUGAGUUUUCAUUCUGACUAUAAUCAGCUCUUAUUUCCAUGUUCAUUUCAGCGUUGUUUAUUCUUUAUGUCUUUAUGAUAUGUUGUUUGGCACAUUCAGCAGUCAGUAUCCCACAAUAUGAAACAUCUUUGGCACAUCCAAUAUUAGAAAAACAAACUGCAGAAAAUGAUGUACACUGGACAUUACAAAUCAAGGUAUCAAAUUUAUUUGCAUACUGACUUUAUUUGUUCAUUGUUUCUCAUUGCCCUUUAACCUCCUGUUAAAAUUUGUUACAGUAAUAACCUACAAUAAUGUUAUCAUUAACAUAAGUUCAUUCUCAUUGAAAAAAAAUGUGUAUGACAAUAACUGAUGAUCUGUUAAUGUUCUUAAAAGAUUGUAACUUCUAAAAAAUAUAUAUUAAAAUGUAUAUUUCUAUGAAGAGAUAGAGGGUAAUAAGCAACAAUGAAAAUGAAGUGUUAAUUCAGCUCAGAGAAUCAGUAGAAGUAAAAGGGCUAGCUCACAUUUACAUAUUGUAUUUCAUUUAAAACCUUACAGUAUAUGGCAUAAAGUUACAGUAUACUCUCAAUACAGCCUUUUGAAACUAAUUAAUUAAAAGCAAAAUUUCAUACAACUUAAUGUCAAAAAAUAGGCAGAAACUGAAAUCCACUGGUCCUAUUUUAUCUUCAGGCUGCUGGUCACUGAGGUUUUAAACACUGGUUUUAAACUUUCAGGCAUAAAUAGGAACUUUAGUAUUCAAAAUAAUAAUCAUCCAAAGGAGCGACUCAAAUAUCUAUUUUAAAUAAAUGUCUUUCAGACUGAGUUGGAGUAAAUGGGAUGUUUACAAGUUUUCUGCUCAAGGAGAGGGCAUGAUUCAUUACUCUACUUUUAAAUCAUAAUGAUGACCAUAAUAUUGAUUAGUCCAUGCUACAGAAGCCUGAUGAAAUGUAAUUAUUAACAAGAGAUUAUAAAAAUUUUAUUCAGAGUAAUCAUAUGCUAAAGUUUGUAUACAUAAAGAAUGUAUAAUAAUUUAUUUUCUAAUCUUUCAUGCAUGGUAUCCUAUGCAUACAUUAUAGAUUUAAUUUUGCAAAUCAUUUUACUAAAUCAUUUCUGACAAAUACACAACAUAAUUAUAAAAGUGGCAAUAAUAAGCUCAUUCUAACUGUAUAGAUAAGUAUAUUUACAGUAUGUUCUUGAUGGUGCAUUAAGCUGGAAGGAAGAAUCAUAUCUGCAUAAAUAUAUUUUACACUACCUGUACAUUUGGUGUAUAGUUAUGACAUUAAUGUUGACAUUGCACAGGAAUUCAUCAGUCAUGGGGAUCAUGCUUCUCAGUAACUACUGUCUUACACUUUGAAGAGUACUAAAAACAAACAUGAAGACAUUCAGAGUGUACCAUGCACCACAAACUGUUCUUUUAAAAAUGGAAAGGUAAACACUGGUCCGUCUACGCAGUAUGUAUUCAUGUCAUUACCGUUAUAGGAAAAGUGAAUUUGUGACGUAGUCUUAUUUUAAGGAAAUCACUAGAAAAACACAAAAACUGAAUUAAGACUAAGGUAGUGCUUUAUAUGAUUUCUAUUUGGACAUGUACUAUACUGUGGAUUCAAAUCACUGUGUGUGUGCAUGUGUUUGUGAAUCAAGCAAAACACAAGGUUAACCUGCUAACACAUGGCUUUUGAAACUGUAUCAUGGUCUGUGAAAUGCACAUCUGGUUGUUUAGGACUGUCUUUGCAAUAACCUUGGAAAUGAAGUCGAGAGCUGAUUUGUUGGACAUUUAAAUCUGUGAUGUUAACUACGAAACUGAAAAUGAUCUAAAUGUUGUGUUUUUCUAAAGCAAGAAAACACUCAUUUGUGCAAAGAGAUUCAUGAAUACAGUCUACGAGAUUCAAGAAAACUGUUGGGCUGGACUCCAUGUGUAUUCUAGUGUGAACUGGUCUAUCUUUGCAUCAUGUAACAAACAAUAGCAAGGCCUUGUCAUUGCCCCAGGAGAAUGAAGAACCACUUCUAAUGUAUAUAAUGUAAACAACUUUUUUUUUUUUCUGUAGAGGUAUAAUACAAUGAUAGUGGGGGAUGUUACAAAGGAUGUUAAAAAGACAGAAUGUUAGCAGUGAGCGUGUAUGUCUGUUUGCCACUGUGUGAAAACGUGCUGUCUACAAGUUUACACAAUCGCUAUACAAACUAUUUAUUCUGUGCUGGAAGACUUAUCGCUCUUUUUUUGUUUUGGUCGUUUUGCUUUACAUCUCUUUUGAGUUCACAAAACUUGUCACUGCCCAUAAAAAAAGGAAAAAAAGAGGAACUCCAUAACUAUGUUGUUUUGUUUUUCUAUACAGUGCUUUUUGGAAGUGUACACUUGUGUACUCCACUGCUGUAUCGUCCCGUGUGUUUGCACUGGCACACACACAGACACAGGAUCUCUUGAACAAAUCAAAGUGGAUGUGUUCAUUUCAUAUUUUCUUGUACCCUUAAACUGCAUGGAAAUCAUAACAUUUUUAAUAAAUUAUUGCAAAAAAAAAUGUUUUAUUAAUAAAAUUAUUAAAAUUA
Carassius carassius (crucian carp) is the source of this 8142-nucleotide messenger RNA. RefSeq names its product gamma-aminobutyric acid type B receptor subunit 2-like. Gene Ontology annotation, cellular component: G protein-coupled receptor heterodimeric complex; membrane. The coding region runs from base 654 to 3461 and encodes 935 amino acids. Gene Ontology annotation, molecular function: G protein-coupled GABA receptor activity. The record is from RefSeq and is a predicted model, not a curated record. Gene Ontology annotation, biological process: gamma-aminobutyric acid signaling pathway; G protein-coupled receptor signaling pathway. The transcript has 19 exons. Lineage: Eukaryota; Metazoa; Chordata; Actinopteri; Cypriniformes; Cyprinidae.